CGUCGUAGUUCGUCCGAAACACCGCCCGCCGCAGUUAUCAGAUUAUAAGGUCGCCUGAGAGAUCUCGCCACACAGUGCUCGCCGCCUGAACCACGACUACCACGAUGAAAGUCUUGAUACUAGGAGCUACAGGCCCUUGUGGCCAACUGCUCAUACAAGAGGCUCUGGCCGCAGGACACUCCGUCGUGCUCCUCGUCCGUUCGCCUCACAAACUCCCCGACUCGAUCAAGUCGAACCCAUCGGUGACCGUUAUCAGUGGGCAGCUUACCGACGCAGAGCUCGUCGGCAGGACCGUAGCCGACGUUGACGUCGUGCUCUCUGCGCUCGGCCCGCCCGUGUCCGUCACCAGCGGCCUCACCUACCCCUCCGACACCCCGCUCGCGCAAGCGUACGGGCUUAUCAUCGCUGCGAUGAAGAGGCACGGCGUGCGCCGCCUCAUCGCGCUCGGGACGUCGAGCAUCAAAGACGAGCACGAUCACUUCAGCGUCGUGUUCAAGACGCUCGUUACUGGGGUCCACCUCUUCGCACACGGCGCGUACAAGGACGUCGUCGCAAUCGGAGAUAGAGUGAGGCACGAGGGAGGCGAUCUAGACUGGACGAUCGUGCGGGUGCCCGUACUUACAAGCGACCCGGACAAGACCUACAUCGCGGGAUACGUUGGGGAUGGGCAUGUGAAGCCCAAGCUGGCGAGGCCUGCCUUUGCGGCGUUUGCGUUGCAGGAGCUGGACAAGGGAGAAUGGAUUCGCAAGGCUCCCCUCGUCUCCUCCCCAUGAUGAAAGGCUAUUCUAGUUUGACGAUUAGGAAGUAAGUGUAUGGUCUCGGCAUGUCCCAUAACACAUGGCUUACGAACCGCCACAGAUGCCUCGGACAGAAUCCAACAGAGUUUGCAGCAUACGAGUUUAUGUUAUAGAUUCUGAUAGAGUCCUGGUGCCAGAGAGCUUUUCUAUGUACAGUACAUUUAUCCCAUCUCGUGAAACGUCGAACGAUGACUACUACGGCCUCCCGCGAGGCGCGAUCCAACGCAGCGCCACAGGAAAGCAAGACGCAUGAAUGAUUAUCAGCUGAUAUAGUCUAUACAAAUACAGGGCUUCUGUCGGUCCACUCCUGUGCUGUCGCAUCAGUGCCGAGAGGUCUUUGGCUUCUUCGGUUUACCCCACGCCUGAUUCUCGUCCUCGAGGUCUUGUGCCUGUGCACGGCCCGGGUAUGUAUCAUUAACAGCGGCGGAUAUAUGCGCUCGAACGUGGACUUACGACCAUGCCGAGGCUUGAGCUAGAGCGAUACGACUAUCAAACGACGGUGAGAUUGUGAAUCGUACAGCGGUCGCAUGACUUACGUCAAGUGUCGAAGACAACGCCGUGGACACGCCACUCGACGAGCUCAGUGUACUCGAGUCGCUGUCUGAGCGCGCGAUAGACGCGGGCUGGUGGACGGUCCGACCGUCAGCGGUGCGUCAGGCAUCCAGUCUACCGGGUGUGUACACACCUUAGACGAAGACCAGGAUGUGUGUGACAGGCGGUUCAUGUUCAGUACAAUUGAAAGGUUUGGAGAAUGGCACAGCUCAGAGGGAGGCGACGCUGCAGUUGUGCCUGGUCAUCCCAACACGAAGCGUCUUAUAUACACCUCGUCAGAGUAUCCGCCCGAGUCUGUCCUUGUUUCACAAAACCGAUCUGACCACCGGCCUAGCCCUAAUUCGCUCUCCUCGAGUGGGUCUAUGAUCGGCGACGGGCACCUACAGAGAAAAAAAUACCAUACAAGCAGCAAAUGUACACACACUCGCACGCGCGAUGUCUCGCUGGCGGCCACAGCCGCUGACAGAUCGCUCGACUUUAGAGUUGGCUGGGGCCGGUCACGGGGAGUGGAGUGGCGAUGUCUGCUGCUCGCGGUGUCGGCGCUGCCAGGCCGUGCGAGAAACAUACUGCACCCGCGACGGAAGAUGA
This is a messenger RNA of Phanerochaete carnosa HHB-10118-sp, 1937 nucleotides long. RefSeq lists its product as uncharacterized. The record is from RefSeq and is a predicted model, not a curated record. The coding region runs from base 105 to 773 and encodes 222 amino acids. The transcript has a single exon. NCBI's taxonomy places the organism in Eukaryota, Fungi, Basidiomycota, Agaricomycetes, Polyporales, Phanerochaetaceae.